GCUCAAGCAGCUUAGAGUGGAGUGGAAGAACUGUCCGCACUGCGCUGUCCCUCAUGACCGGGGAGUUGUCGGAACUGGAGAUGGGACGUCAGGAGAUGGCACAGUGGAACGAGCUCAUGGAGGCACAGAAGACACUGGAGUUUGCGCAGAAGCGCGAGCGCGAGACCCCAACGGAGGACACCUCCAGGCCACAAAAGACCAACAAAGGCGAUCGGGGGGGCAAAGGCAAGGGAGGCUCGUCAAAGCCUCAAAGCGCCGCGAAGGACAAGCAGACUGCCCCGCCCAAAGACCUGACGAGCGUCGUUCGGAUGCUCACAACUGUAGUCAUACGCCAGGAGGAUCAGCUGCAGCUGUUUCGCCAGGAUUGUGCGUACGUUCUGUUCAUGCAGACAAGCGCCCCCCUGGCAAUCCUAACCCAGCUGUUCAACUUGGGUCAGUCGUGGAACGAAAAGAAGUCGCAGGACCCA
Molecule: messenger RNA, 467 nt
Organism: Symbiodinium necroappetens
Lineage: Eukaryota; Dinophyceae; Suessiales; Symbiodiniaceae
Source: the annotation of a GenBank genome assembly